Alternaria burnsii is the source of this 1113-nucleotide messenger RNA. RefSeq names its product rna polymerase ii transcription factor b subunit 4. The record is from RefSeq and is a predicted model, not a curated record. NCBI's taxonomy places the organism in Eukaryota, Fungi, Ascomycota, Dothideomycetes, Pleosporales, Pleosporaceae. Bases 1 to 1113 code for a protein of 370 amino acids. Gene Ontology annotation, biological process: regulation of DNA-templated transcription; nucleotide-excision repair. Gene Ontology annotation, cellular component: transcription factor TFIIH holo complex; transcription factor TFIIH core complex. The transcript is spliced from 3 exons.
AUGAAUACCAUUGAUGGUUCCGACCCCCCGCCGCCGUCACUGCUUGCCAUCGUCCUCGACACCAAUCCACACGCGUGGGCCCAUCUGUCCUCUACCCUCUCACUCUCUGCCGCCCUAGCCAACAUCCUCGUCUUCAUCAACGCCCACCUCGCAUCGGGAAACGGAAACGAAGUUGCCGUGAUAGCUUCCCAUUCGCACAAGACGACCUUUCUGUACCCCACGCCCACCGACCCCCAGCCACAGUCGCGGCGCGGCGACACAAACGGCCAUGUUCAGACGAAUGGCCAUGCAAAGGACAAGGAACACCACAUGGCAGAGAGUGCCAACAAGUACCGGCCAUUCGCUGUCGUAGAGAGCGCAAUCCUACGUAACUUCGCCAAGUUGCUCAACGAGACAAAAGAGAGCCACCUGGAAGCAACGCCUACAACACUCAUAGGCGGUGCUCUCUCCAUGGCUCUCACUCACAUCAACAAACAGACCAUCCUCCAUGCUCCCACGGCCGCAUCCGCCGACAGUACCGCUCUUGCAGCACUCGCCGACUCUGAAAAUACACACAUCGACCGCGUUCCCCUCACUUCUCGCAUCCUCAUCGUCUCUGUAUCCGGCGACCUUGCCAAUCAGUACAUACCCGUCAUGAACUCUAUAUUCGCCGCACAACGAAAGCGGAUACCCGUAGAUAUACUGAAACUGGCUGGCGACACUGUGCUAUUGCAGCAAGCGAGCGAUGCCACUGGAGGCGUAUACAUGAAACCCGACCGUCCAGAAGGUCUUCUACAGUAUCUGAUGAUGGCAUUCCUACCCGAUGUAACAGCACGAACAAGCUUGAUAGUCCCUAGCGCUGGCGGUGUCGAUUUCCGUGCAGCAUGUUUCUGCCACAGGAACGUCGUCGAUAUCGGCUUUGUCUGCAGUGUGUGCUUGAGCAUCUUCUGUAACCCACAUCUUCCUGACAACCUCUGCAUGACUUGCGGCUCCUACCUAUCUCUACGCAGUGCUGUCAUGAACCCGCCGGCGCUGAUACCACGGAAAAAGAAGAAGAAGAAGAAAGCCGGUACUGACCCUGCAACACCAGGGGCAAAUACUCCGGUAGGAUCUGGCACUCCUCUUCACGCUUGA